Molecule: messenger RNA, 2564 nt
Organism: Saimiri boliviensis boliviensis (Bolivian squirrel monkey)
Lineage: Eukaryota; Metazoa; Chordata; Mammalia; Primates; Cebidae
Gene: NRARP
Product: NOTCH regulated ankyrin repeat protein
Cellular component (GO): cytoplasm
Molecular function (GO): phosphatase regulator activity; enzyme inhibitor activity; protein binding
Source: RefSeq, a predicted model, not a curated record
GGCGCCCCGGCGCGGGAGGCGAGCGAGAGCUGCGGCGCGUGGGGAGGCGCGUGGGAACGGCGUGGGAGCCGCAUCCGAACCGAGCAGGCACCGGGACCGCGCGGCGUCGCCGUCCCCGGCCGGGCCCGGCCCCCGCGAGCCGAGCGCGCCCCCCCGUCGCCCACCCGGGCGCGGCUGGAUGCGGCAGGGUCCCCGCGGCGGCGACCCCCGGCCCCGAGCGCCCGGAGCGCCCAGAGGCGGCGUGCGGGGCCCGGGGACGCCGCGCCCUCCAUGCGCCGAGGCGCGCCCCGAGCCAACCGGGGGCCCGCGCCGCAGCCGCCGCCCGCGCUGAGCCCCGGCCCGGCCCGCGGCCCGCGCCCGGCGGCAGCAUGAGCCAGGCCGAGCUGUCCACCUGCUCCGCGCCGCAGACCCAGCGCAUCUUCCAGGAGGCGGUGCGCAAGGGCAACACGCAGGAGCUGCAGUCGCUGCUGCAGAACAUGACCAGCUGCGAGUUCAACGUGAACUCGUUCGGGCCAGAGGGCCAGACGGCGCUGCACCAGUCGGUCAUCGACGGCAACCUGGAGCUGGUGAAGCUGCUGGUCAAGUUCGGCGCCGACAUCCGCCUGGCCAACCGCGACGGCUGGAGCGCGCUGCACAUCGCGGCGUUCGGCGGCCACCAGGACAUCGUGCUCUAUCUCAUCACCAAGGCCAAGUACGCGGCCAGCGGCCGGUGAUGCCGCCGCGCCCCCGGCCCUACCCGGCCGCGCCCCGCCCCGCGCGCGUCGUUUCUGCUGUACCUUCCCGCCAACUACCUCGGUGUGCGCCGGGUCGAGGCCCCGCCGGGAGGCCGCGGCCGCGGCCGCGGCGCGUGCGUCCGGCCUGCCCCGGGGUCCGGCAGCUCCGCCGCCGAGCGCCUCCCCGCGGCCGCGCCGGGCCCAGUCGGGCCGCCGCAGCUUCCCACGGCCCCCGCCCGCCGCCCGCCGCCUCGCGGGUGGGGGCGGGGCGCGGACUCCAGCCCCUUUUGAAAUUUGAGUCUCGCAACCAGCAAGCCCGGAAUCCCGAGAUACCGGAUCCUCCGCGCGAAACGUGUCGUCCCGAAGGUGGAAGGCGGGCGGCGGGGGCGAGGCGGACUCGGAGCGCCCCGCUGCCGCCUGCAGGACCCGCCCGGCGCCGAGGAGCAGCCGCCGGGCCGAGGACACGCUCCGCGGCUCCGGGUGUCCGCAACUAUUUAUCUCGUGUGUGUCCAUUUGUGGGUGAAGUUUGUGCGCCUGGUUUUUGUUUGGAAAAUACUGUGCGUGGUCACGGGGGAGUGAUGCGUUUCUUUCUAAUCUUUGAAAACUUGGGUCUCCCAUUUCUUGGUUGCACUGAAAAUGCCGCCCAGCUCGAUGGUGUUCCCGAGCUGCCCCUCACGCCCCCGCCCCGCCCCCACCCCCCUUCUCCCCACGUGCUCCCCCCACCCUCGUCCUCCCUCCAGUCGUGAGUUUGGGAAGCCCCAGGGCCUCUCUCCCCCGCCCCUCCUGGAUGAGGCCACCACCCACCACACCGGCCUGUUUUGCAGUUUCCCGUGAUCCUGGAAGCUCGCUGGCGCUGGAGGGUGGCGGGGACACGGGGGCGGGGAGGGGCCGAAGGGGACGUUCCUUACCUUUUCUAGUGCGUUCUAUCAUAGUUAACGGUUGCACACUUUUUUUAAAAAGUAAAUGGAUUUGCCACAAUUAAAUGUCAUAACAUUUAUGACAAUAUAAAAUAUUAACAUAUUUUAAGCCAAGUUUUAGGUGUAUUUUUUGAAUCUUGGUUAUAAACCCAAUUUUAAAGGGCGAUGUAUCCAGCGUUGUGAAGGCAACAGAGUGUACCCAUAUUUAUAUUUUUAUAAAAUACCUAUAAGACUGUGAAUCUCUUGUGCUCAUGGCUGAGUGAAUUGAAGGACCGUUUUGCCCCUUCUCAGCCUCCCAGAGCUUCGAGGACUCCGUUCGAAUCCGAAAUCCUGCCGUGGGGGAGGGGCCGCUUCGAGACCUGGGGCCGGGAGGUUCUCCUGCGUCACUUUGGUCCCGAAAGGCGCCCUUCCUGGUUUCUGUGGCUCUGAUUUUCUAUGCAGCCCCACACCCCUUCUUGUUUUGAUCCUGAGAAAUAAAAGGGAGGCUGAAUUAUUCAAAUUUAAAUGAGGUUUCCCCUUCAUGGAAGGGCUGCUGACCCUUCGUGCAGAAAUGGGGAGCACUUGAGGACACAGGUGGGUGGAGGCCCUUUGUGCGUGGCUGGUCCUAUUCGGGCGGCCCUCUGUGGCUUUUUAUAAAACUUUGUGUGAGAAGAAUAUAUUGAUAAUGUCAGUGAAACAAGCAGACAUUGAAAUGGAGGCACAGAUUACUCCACAAGGAGUUCUUCUGUAUAUUUUUUCUAGAUGCAAAUACCUUUUUAAUUAUGUUAAUUAAUGUUAAGACUUUCUAGGCUUAUAUCGAAGCUGUGUGGGUCACGGGAUGAUCACGUCUAACUGGAUAAAGUCUGUGCAGCACAUUCCUGAGUGUACGAUACUGACUUGUAGCCCAGUGUGAAAAAUUUAUAAAUAAAUUUUUCAUUGAUCUUUUUAUAUUAAA